Verticillium dahliae VdLs.17 is the source of this 537-nucleotide messenger RNA. RefSeq lists its product as uncharacterized. The record is from RefSeq and is a predicted model, not a curated record. The transcript has a single exon. Bases 1 to 537 code for a protein of 178 amino acids. NCBI's taxonomy places the organism in Eukaryota, Fungi, Ascomycota, Sordariomycetes, Glomerellales, Plectosphaerellaceae.
AUGUCCCAUCCAACCCCCGAAAAACCCCUGCCAGAACCCCCCCGCUCCCGCACCGUCCGCCUCCAGGCCCGUCUCGCCAGCGUCCUCUCACGCCUCACCAAGCCCGCCUCGAACGCAGACGGCGCCCCACAACCGCCCGCCAGCGACACGCCGCCGCACCCCCUGCAGACGACCCUCUACCCGCCGGACCCCAAGCAGACGAGCACCCGCGGCAGCAAGCUCGCCCGCUCCGACGCCGCGCGCCGCACGAGCAUCUAUGACGCCGCCGUGGCGUCGCUGCGGCGGCGACGCGGCAGGAAGACGAGCGAUGUCAGGCCGGGCUAUUUCGACGCCGGCGGUGACGGGCGGGCUGGGCCGCCGGCCGAGAGCGCGGAUGGGCUCGAGAUGAAUGUGGCCGGGUCGGCUAUUCCCAGCAUCCUCGAGGAGCCAGAGCCGGAGGGUGCGCAAGGGGAGCUGACACGCGGACAUGGGAGCCAUGGCGAGACGCGGGGGCAUGAGCAUGCGGCGGAGGAGAAGGCGAAGGUUGCCGAAAACUAA